Messenger RNA from Solea solea (common sole), 1864 nucleotides. It is a transcript of the gene tubb6, whose product is annotated as tubulin, beta 6 class V. The record is from RefSeq and is a predicted model, not a curated record. NCBI's taxonomy places the organism in Eukaryota, Metazoa, Chordata, Actinopteri, Pleuronectiformes, Soleidae. The transcript has 6 exons. Gene Ontology annotation, biological process: mitotic cell cycle; microtubule cytoskeleton organization. Gene Ontology annotation, molecular function: GTPase activity; GTP binding; structural constituent of cytoskeleton. Bases 61 to 1401 code for a protein of 446 amino acids. Gene Ontology annotation, cellular component: microtubule; cytoplasm.
ACACACCGACGUACAGCAGCAGGCCAGAACAGAUCAGACCAGAACCAGACCAGAACCAGGAUGAGGGAGAUAGUUCACAUCCAGGCAGGACAGUGUGGGAACCAGAUUGGGACAAAGUUUUGGGAGGUGAUCAGCGAUGAACACGGCAUCGACGCAGCAGGAAACUACGCGGGCGACUCAGCACUUCAGCUGGAGCGAGUCAGCGUUUACUACACAGAGGCGUCCUCACAUAAAUAUGUCCCCCGCUCUGUGCUCGUCGACCUGGAGCCAGGAACCAUGGACAGUGUUCGCUCAGGAGCCUUUGGACAACUGUUCAGACCAGACAACUUCAUCUUUGGUCAGACAGGUGCAGGGAACAACUGGGCCAAAGGUCACUAUACGGAGGGGGCGGAGCUCGUGGACUCAGUGCUGGACGUUGUGAGAAAGGAGUGCGAGCACUGCGACUGUCUCCAGGGAUUCCAGCUGACUCACUCACUUGGCGGCGGCACCGGCUCGGGAAUGGGAACGCUGCUGAUCAGCAAGAUCCGGGAGGAAUAUCCGGACCGGAUCAUGAACACCUUCAGCGUGAUGCCGUCGCCUAAGGUGUCGGACACCGUGGUGGAGCCAUACAACGCCACACUGUCGGUCCAUCAGCUCGUGGAAAACACGGACGAGACGUACUGCAUCGACAACGAGGCCCUUUACGACAUCUGCUUCCGCACACUCAAACUGACCACGCCCACCUACGGCGACCUCAACCACCUGGUGUCGGCCACCAUGAGCGGAGUGACGACGUCGCUGCGCUUCCCCGGUCAGCUCAAUGCCGACCUUCGCAAACUGGCCGUGAACAUGGUCCCUUUCCCCCGACUUCACUUCUUCAUGCCAGGGUUCGCGCCUCUGACAGCGCGGGGCAGCCAACAGUACCGUGCCCUCACCGUCCCCGAGCUCACGCAGCAGAUGUUCGACGCCAGGAACAUGAUGGCGGCCUGUGACCCUCGCCACGGGCGCUACCUGACGGUCGCCGCGGUCUUCCGUGGACCCAUGUCCAUGAAGGAGGUGGACGAGCAGAUGCUGAACGUCCAGAACAAGCACAGCAGCUACUUUGUGGAGUGGAUCCCCAACAACGUCAAGGUGGCCGUCUGCGACGUGGCGCCGCGGGGGCUCAAAAUGGCCGCCACCUUCAUCGGCAAUAGCACGGCCAUUCAGGAGUUGUUCAAGAGGAUCUCUGAGCAGUUCUCUGCCAUGUUCCGCCGGAAGGCCUUCCUGCACUGGUUCACCGGCGAGGGCAUGGACGAGAUGGAGUUCACGGAGGCCGAGAGCAACAUGAACGACCUGGUGUCCGAGUACCAGCAGUACCAGGAGGCGACCGCCAACGACGGGGACGACACCUUCGAGGACGAGGACGACGCCGUUGAUGAGUGAGACACACGUGAGGAGGUUGACGUCAGGAAGCCGCGAGAAUCAGUCACUGAGACGCUCGUGAUUUUCUAGUUUUAGUAAUUAAUUCAUUUUAUAAACUCAUUUAGAGCAGACACGAUGAUGAUUGAUCAAUCACUAAAACAAUCCUCAGCGGUUUGGAUGAUCAAUGAACCGUUUUUUCUUUAACAAUUAAAACCAGUUUGUGUGAUUUUUCUGCUUCUUAAACGUGAAUAUUUUUUGUUUGUGAACAAAAACCAGACGUUUCUGACGUUUUCUAUUUGUAAAGUAAAUAAAAGUUUUUAUGACUCAGUGUUUAACAAAUCUAACACUAACCUUAACCUUAACCAGUGAAUGAAGUCAGGUUUAACUCUGACUAACCUGUGACAUGUUUGAUAUUUAAUAAUAAUAAUCGUGAUCAGGAAUGAUGUUGAACGUGAAACACUGAAAUAAACAUGUUCACUGUUCA